Messenger RNA from Linum tenue, 1140 nucleotides. Lineage: Eukaryota; Viridiplantae; Streptophyta; Magnoliopsida; Malpighiales; Linaceae. The record is from the annotation of a GenBank genome assembly.
AUGGCCUGCUCCAAUAUGACUAUGUGGGUGUCUUCGAACUCAGCUCUCUCCGACGCUUCCUCACUCUCCUUCCGCUCUUCCAUCUCCCCAUUCCAAAUCCCAUCUCCCAACUCCCCUGCAUCUUCUCCUUCUUCCACCUCCAGACCCACCUCUGUUUCCCCUGUUCAGUGCAACCUCCGAGAGCUCCGGACCCGAAUCGACUCCGUCAAGAACACCCAGAAGAUCACCGAGGCCAUGAAGCUCGUCGCCGCCGCCAAAGUCCGUCGCGCCCAGGAAGCCGUCGUCAACGGCCGCCCUUUCUCCGAGACACUGGUCGAAGUCCUCUACAACAUCAACGAGCAGCUCCAAACCGAAGACGUCGAUGCCCCGCUGACCAAAGUCCGUCCGGUCAAGAAAGUCGCCCUCGUCGUCGUCACCGGAGACAGAGGGCUCUGCGGCGGGUUCAACAAUCAGAUUUUAAAAAAGGCAGAGAAUCGGAUGAAGGAAUUGAAGGCUCUGGGGAUCGAGUUCACCCUGAUCAGCGUGGGGAAAAAGGGGAACACUUACUUCACCCGCCGUCCGUACAUCCCCGUGGACCGGUUUCAGGAAGGGACGAAUUUGCCGACGGCGAAAGAAGCUCAGGCGAUCGCCGACGAUGUUUUCUCCCUCUUCGUGAGCGAGGAAGUCGACAAGGUCGAGCUUCUGUACACCAAAUUCGUCUCCCUGGUGAAAUCGGACCCCGUGAUUCACACUCUGCUCCCGCUCUCCCCCAAGGGAGAGAUCUGCGACAUCAACGGAAUCUGCGUCGAUGCCGCGGAGGAUGAGUUCUUCCGGCUGACGACCAAAGAAGGGAAAUUGACGGUGGAGAGGGAUGUCGUGAGGACGGCGACUCCUGAUUUUUCGCCGAUUCUGCAAUUCGAGCAGGAUCCCGUUCAGAUCUUGGAUGCUCUGCUUCCCCUGUAUCUGAACAGCCAGAUUCUCAAGGCGCUGCAGGAAUCGCUGGCGAGUGAGCUCGCCGCGAGGAUGAGCGCGAUGAGCAACGCGACGGAUAAUGCCUCGGAGCUGAAGAAGACGCUGUCGAAUGUUUAUAAUCGGCGGCGGCAGGCCAAGAUCACCGGCGAGAUUCUAGAGAUCGUCGCCGGAGCCGAUGCUCUUGUGUAA